AUGGAGUCCACUAACUCAGGCAAUGGAGUUGUCAACGUUCUUCCUGCUCCCGCUCCUGUUUCCGAUGCUGCUCCAAUUGAACAUCAAGAUCACAGCCAAACUGAUCAACAGCAGGCUGCUCCAGACGAGGUUCUUGCUACUGAGCAAGCUCCUCCAAAAUCCUCUUUUGAGGAUUUUCACGAAGCAAUGAAUGAGCUCACUAAGAAAUAUGAAACAUCGAAGGGAGACAGGUUGAAACGAUUCUCAAUUUUCGCGUACCAAGGUACUGUCAAAGACGACCAAAAUGAAUAUCGGGUCAUAGAACAACAUCCGAUUUAUUCGAAAGUCAGCACAAUGGAAGACCGCAUGAUCUACAAACUGGCCCCUUUCCUCCCAAAGCAGCGUCCUAUCAAAUUCGCCCUUGUCCACAGCAGAGAGGUUGCUCCAGAGAAGGAUUCGGACACUCACUUUGAUGUGAACGUAUCUGGUCUUAGAGAAGUAAGACCUCAAUCAGAAGAGACACAAAACGUGCUCAGAAAAAUCCUUGAAGACUAUCUGAGCAAUCCUGCAAACACACCAAAAAUCCCCUUGGUCAUGAAGACGUACGAGAAUAAUUCAGUUGGAGUAAUGAGGAGCUCCCAUCGACUGUACUUCUGUGUUGGCCAGCCCCCAGCGAAACCGAAACCGGAGCCCACGCAACAGCCAAAUCCACAACCUCGACCACCUGGGCUGAAUUCCAACGAGAGUCAACAAAGGAAAAGCUGCUGUUCCAUAAACUAA
This is a messenger RNA of Caenorhabditis briggsae, 759 nucleotides long. Lineage: Eukaryota; Metazoa; Nematoda; Chromadorea; Rhabditida; Rhabditidae. The transcript has 7 exons. Bases 1 to 759 code for a protein of 252 amino acids. The record is from RefSeq and is a predicted model, not a curated record.